AGGCCAGAAAGUUCGCUGCGUCAGUGGGUGUGAUCUUUCAGGAGGAAGCAUCAGCGAACAAUAUAACAAAGUUUUAAGAAUGGCAGACAAGACUGUGGAUCGUGGGCCUUGGACAGGAUGUGCAGUUAUGUUUCUGCAGUCGCUCUCUCCUGGUGUGGACCUCCUCUCUCUCUACAAAGACCAGCAGGGAAAGUUCAUUGUUUUCAAAGUCAUCAAACUGACACUUAUAGACUCUGCAGGGGGUCUGGGUGGUUAUGAGAUACUGAAGGUCCAUGACGCUGAUCCCUUCCUGGGGGUGGAGGUGAAGUUUGUGGAUGUGACGGUGUGUCAGCAGUUCCUGGAGAGCUACAGCUCUGGAGCAGUUCGUCAGUCUCUCUGCCAGCACGCGUCCCGGCUUCUCGCUCUGCCCCAGGAGUUCACAGUGGAAACCCAGCUCAAGGCCAGCACACAUAUCCUGGAUCUCCACCUGGACAAGCUGGAGCUUUGCCUACAGCACAUUCACCUGUCGCAGCCGGAGCGUCUGCGCGAUGAAGAGAUCGACGAUCUGGAGCAGCAGUUGCAGAGUCAGGCCCGAGGUUCUGCCCCACAGCCCACAGUCAUCACACAGGAAGAGCCUCCUAUCCCCAGCAACUGCUUCAAGUUUCAGAAUAAAGUGUUUGAGGACCGAAUGCUGACAGCGGCAGAUGUUCAGAGCUUUUCUAACGGAGUGGGCCGUCAGUGGAAACACGUAGGGAGGGCCUUGGGGAAGAGCUGCCGGGCUCUGAAGGGUCCCGCCAUAGACAACCUGGCCUACGAGUAUGAGAGAGAAGGGCUGUAUGAGCAAGCCUAUCAACUGCUCAGCCGCUUCAUCCAGGCAGAGGGGAGAGCGGCCAAGCUGAGCCGGCUGGUCAAAGCACUGGAGGACUGCAAACUCACCAGCCUGGCUGAAAAUAUUCUGGACAUUCAGCCGUGAGAGUAACUCAGCCGUGCUUCUGUCUCUGCGUGUACGAGUCGUGAAAACUGAGGGGGACAGGUCCUCCCUGCAUGAGGAGUGGUUGACUUUGUCCCACCUGCUUUAAUAUACAGUAUGUUUGUCCUUGAUUGAUGUCUAUCAUCCUCACGUUCAAAAUCAUUCCUGAGUGUUAGUGUGUGUGUGUGUGUGUGAGUGUGUGCGUGCAUGCAUGCAUGUGUGUGUGUGUGUUUCAGACAUGCUAACAUCUCUUGAGUGUUUCAUAUCAUGAUUUGCUUUUCAUUUAUUAGUGUUAUUGAUUAUUGUUUUCAUUUAGAUGAAAUCUGUCAUCACUGUUUAAAAAAAUGCUGUCCUGAUUUUGAUGCACUGUUUUAAACUGUUCCCAUCACGUACCUCUUUUUAUUUCUGCUCUAUAACUCAAUUUAUGAAGCCUUUUGGGUUUUGUUACUAAUGAGUGAACAACUGAAGGUUAUAGAUUUUUUUUUUUCUACAAAAUGGGUGCAUUCAGAUUAAAUGGUUGUUAAAAAAAAAAAA
Lates calcarifer (barramundi perch) is the source of this 1483-nucleotide messenger RNA. It is a transcript of the gene tradd, whose product is annotated as tnfrsf1a-associated via death domain. The record is from RefSeq and is a predicted model, not a curated record. Bases 80 to 952 code for a protein of 290 amino acids. Gene Ontology annotation, cellular component: tumor necrosis factor receptor superfamily complex. Gene Ontology annotation, molecular function: transmembrane receptor protein tyrosine kinase adaptor activity. Gene Ontology annotation, biological process: positive regulation of canonical NF-kappaB signal transduction; extrinsic apoptotic signaling pathway. NCBI's taxonomy places the organism in Eukaryota, Metazoa, Chordata, Actinopteri, Centropomidae. The transcript has 5 exons.